UUUGUGAGAAGGGCAAAAAAUGCUUCUCCUAGAGGAAAUAGAAUAAAUUUGCAAUCUGUUUGAAUUUGGUCUCAAAUAUGUCUCUACAGUCAGUGAACUGCUUCAAAUUUCCCCUCAAACCCUCAAAUUCAUUGAUCUAACUAAAACUUGCUUUUUACAACAAAAUUUCGCAAGCCGGAAAACCCACUUCCGCCAUUGAAAUCAUGGAAAAAACUAGGAGUAAUAUAUCAAACACCAAAGAAAAUCUGAAAACCUCAAGAAGCAGAGUGCUACCAAAAUCUCAAAAUCAUACACAAAGCAUUCAUUCUCGGAAAUGACGAUGCCUGUUAUGAGACUAUGGAAUGUAGCUGAGAUGGGAAAUUUUGUCGUUAUGGAUAGCGAGUUGACUCAGCUCCAAAAGGACCAGAUGGAGGCCAUUCUUGGGUCUGAGUCUGAGCCAUUUGAAACCUUUAUUUCGGAUCACAUAGAGAGCUCCGAGGAAAAAGAUUCGGAGGCUAAGUCAAUGUUUGAGAUGAUGAAGCAGAAGGAUCCUGACUCCUUUGCUCUUAAGCUUGCUGAGUUUCUUGGCCCUUCCCAUGACCUUUAUUACCGUGAAGAAUGUGCUGUUCUCCUCAACAAGUUGCUUACUGAUGACGAUGAUGACGACUUAUGCACUUGGCGCGAUCUAAGUCUCUCCACUCAAUCCACCAUCAAAUUUAUAAUGCUUAAUCGUAUGAGCCUGGAAGAAUCAGAAUUCAUCAUCCUAAAGCUCACUAACAUAGUUUCGAAGCUGGCUGCUUCACUUCUCCCAAAUAACAAAUGGCCUGAAUUGUUUCCCUUCUUGUAUCAAUGCCUCACUGAUGAUUCAACUUCAAACAACCACUUAAAAUUUUGUUCUUUCUUAGUAUUUGGGAUGCUAGCUGACGACAUAGGCGAAACAAUAGUCCCUUGCAUAAAGAAUUUGCACCCACUAUUCCUUAAUACACUGAAUGAUGAUACCCUCUUUCUCAACGCGAGGAUCGCUGCCACAAGAGCUGUGAUCAGCUUCAUUCAGUGUGUACCGGCCAAUUCAAAUGAGAAUGAGCGGUUUCAAGAUCUAUUGCCAGGUAUGAUGAGGACAUUGACUGACGGGUUGAGCAUAGGUGAUCAGGAGGAUCUAGCACGGUAUGUGCUGGAUUUUUUCAUUGAGUUGGCGAAGAAUGAGCCUAGGUUCUUUAGGCGGCAACUAGUGGUUGUUGUGGGUUCAGUAUCAGAUAUAGCAGAGGACGAGAAAUUGCAAGAGGGGACAAGGCACUUGGCAGUUGAAUUUUUGAUAACAUUGGUUGAGGCUAGGGAGAGGACACCUGGGAUGAUGAAGAAGUUACCGUUGUUUAUUAGCAGAUGUUUUACAAUGUUACUGAAUUUAUUACUAGAUAUUAAGGAUGACCCCGCUUGGCAUAAUGCCAAGGACGUGGAUGAUGAUACAGGGACUACAAGUAACCACCAUGUUGGUAAGAAGUGUUUAGAGCGGUUUUCUAUUGCAUUAGGAGGUAAGUCUAUUAGUUAUAUUGCUAUAGAGCAGCUGUGUGCUUAUGCGGCUGCCCCAGACUGGAAGAAGCGCUAUGCAGCUCUGUUUGCACUUGCUCAGAUUGCUGAAGGUUGCUCAAAGCUGGUGAUGAUUAAGAAUCUGGAGCAACUAGUGAAUAUUGUUCUUAAUUGUCUCCAAGAUCCUCAUCUUCGAGUCAGAUUGGCUGCUUGCGAGGCAAUUGCCCGGUUGUCGAAGUUCUUCUGUCCAAAUUUUCAAGAACAAUACCAUAACCAAGUAGUUCCUGCAUUAACUGCAGCUGUUGAUGAUAAACAUCAACGAGUGCAGGCAUGUGCUGCGGGAGCUCUCUCAGCUUUCUGUGGGCCCGUCAAGCCAGAAACUUUGUUACCUUACCUAGAUGGAAUAGUUAACAAACUGCUUGUACUUCUACAGAAUGGUGAACAAAUGGUCCAAGAAGAAGCAUUAUGGACAUUGUCUCGUCUAGCUCAAUGUGUUGGGGAGCACUUCCGGACCUAUUAUGAUACUGUUAUGCCACACUUGAAAGCUGUAUCAAUAAAGACAGAUCUUAAUCUCAUUCUUCGUGCCAGAGCAAUGGAGUGCAUAAGCUUUGUUGGGUUUGCUGGUGGCAAGGAGAAAUUUAGAGAAGACGCAGAGCAGGCUAUGGAAGUGCUUAUAUCAUUACAAGGAUUACAAACAAAUAGGGACGAUCCUCCUACUAAGUACUUGCUAAUAGCAUGUACUAGAAUUUGCAAUUGCCUGGAACAGGAUUUUCUUCCUUAUAUGAGUGCAGUCAUGCCGUUUAUGAUUCAUUGUGCUCAACUUGAACCCGCUGCGACUAGCUUUGCGGGGUUGGUCCUGCGCGGCUACGCUAUGAUAUUAGAGGAAGACUUCUACCCAUGGAUUCCCCAGGUUGGUGUUGCUCUCAAAUGCACACACACAGUCGACAACUUCAGACCCAGAGCGCGGUACUCGCGCUUUAAGCUCGAAAAUAGCUCUGCUAGAACUCUCGCUGCGAGGAUCGCCUCGGGAGCUCAGGUUCUCUUCCAGGUCUGUUGUUUCAGUCUUUGCAUGAAUCAGGUUGUUUCAGUCUUUGUUCCACUUUUGAAAUUCUAUUACCACAACGAAGUCAGGAAUCAGGCUGCUAAAGCCAUGGCCCCCCUGUUGCGUUCUGCUAAAUUGGCUGUUGAGAAAGGCAUUGCUCAAGAUGGAAGUGAGUCAUAUUUCACAAAGUUGUCAGGCGAUAUAAUACUGUCUAUGGUAGAAGCUUUGCAUGAGGAGCCUAUGACAGAAAUAUGUGCAGUCAUGUUGGAUGAAUUGAAUAGUUGCCUGCAGAUCUGUGGCCCACUUCUCAAUGAAAGUCAGCUUCGCCUUAUUGUGGAUGAGCUAAAGCAUGUCAUUACAGAAAGUUCAAAUAGAAAAGGAAAACUCGCAGAGAGAGCAAAAACAGAAGAUUUUGAUGCUGAGGAAGCUGAAUUGCUGAAGGGUGAAAAUAUGCAAGAAGAUCUAAUUUUCUCCCAUGUUGGUGCAAUAUCGGAUACGUUGAUAAAAAACUUCAAGGUUGCUUUCUUGCAUUUCUUUGACGAGCUGUCAUCAUAUCUUUUUCCUAUGUGGGGCAAAGAUAUAACAGCUCAAGAGAGAUGUACAUCAAUUUAUAUCUUUGGUGGUCUUGUCGAGGAGUGCCCUGAAGCGGCUCUAAAGUACUGUGAUGUAUUUCUACCUUUGUUCUUGGAUGCAAGCAAUGACAAAUGCCCGACUAUUAGACAGUGUGCUCUUUAUGGACUUGGGCUUUAUGCGGAAUAUGGUGGUUCUGUUUUCAAACCUUUUGUUAGAGAGGCUACUUCAAGGAUCAAUGUAGUGAUAAUGCAUUUUCGGGCUCGUGAACUUGAGAAUGAACAUGCAUAUGAUAACGCUGUUUCUGCACUUGGUAAGAUAUGUCAGUUUCACCGGGAAAGUAUUGACUCAGCCCAGAUUAUUCCGAUUUGGUUGAACUGCCUGCCUAUAAAGCGUGACUUGCAUGAAGCCAAAUAUGUUCAUGACGAGCUAUGUUUGAUGGUUGAAAGAUCAGACGAAGAACUUUUGGGUCACAACUAUCUACACCUUCCAAAAGUUAUUUCAGUUUUUGCAGAGAUUAUAUGUGCUGGAGAAGAUCUUGCUACAGAAGAAACUGCAAAUCGCAUGAUUAAUCUUUUGAGGCAUUAUCAUAAAACGCUACCACCAGCCACCUGGGCAUCGGCAUGGUCAUUGCUAUUGCCUCAACAUGAGAUGGAAUUUGAAUCCUUUUUGUUACCUGAGGAAGAUGUUAACUUGUAACUAAUACAAUGAACCUACUAGUCUUGUGAACUUGUGGGAAUAAAAAACAUUUUGAUGCUCAAUUUUCUCUCACAAAUAUCAUUCUUUUCAAGGUUGGUCAAAUGUAUAAGGUUCAGGGUCAGUUAGGGAUACCAACUCUAGUUAUUUUGUUCAUUGUACUUUUUUGUUGUCAAAUGUACUUUUUAUUGUGUCAACUCAUUUAGACUGAGUAAUUGAUUUCUAGUCUACAGCGCA
Molecule: messenger RNA, 4048 nt
Organism: Nicotiana attenuata
Lineage: Eukaryota; Viridiplantae; Streptophyta; Magnoliopsida; Solanales; Solanaceae
Product: importin-5-like
Exons: 21
Coding region: 314-3814 (1166 amino acids)
Biological process (GO): protein import into nucleus
Cellular component (GO): cytoplasm; nucleus
Molecular function (GO): nuclear import signal receptor activity; protein binding
Source: RefSeq, a predicted model, not a curated record